Lutzomyia longipalpis is the source of this 1430-nucleotide messenger RNA. RefSeq names its product 3-ketodihydrosphingosine reductase (gene Kdsr). Gene Ontology annotation, cellular component: endoplasmic reticulum membrane. Gene Ontology annotation, biological process: sphingolipid biosynthetic process. The coding region runs from base 295 to 1287 and encodes 330 amino acids. Lineage: Eukaryota; Metazoa; Arthropoda; Insecta; Diptera; Psychodidae. The transcript is spliced from 3 exons. The record is from RefSeq and is a predicted model, not a curated record. Gene Ontology annotation, molecular function: 3-dehydrosphinganine reductase activity.
AAAACAAUAAAUAAAUGUCUAAUUGGCUCUUCACAGGAAUUUUAUGCGAUUCUGAGGCAUUUUCUGAUCAGAAUAGCAACUAAGAGUAUUUAGCUAUUUUAAACUGGAAAUCAGGAAAAUUGGGAAAGACUUGAAAGGGACGCGGGAAACGACGCGUCAUACUGGCGGUGUUUUAUCUCAGAACGAAUCAUCAAUUAAAAUUUAACCUCACAAAAUACUUACCUGGGCGUGUUUUGUGUUCAUUCUAGAUAUUUCUAUUUCAACAUUUUUGGGAUCAAUUUGUAUUCUUGAAGAAUGGCUCUUGAUCUUGUGUCCUACCUCCUUAUUAUCCUGGUGGUUGUCCUGCAUGUCGUUGUUUUGGGAUUUGUGCUAAGGAAACGUCCCAAGAGUAUUGCAGGGAAGCACGUUGUAGUCACCGGUGGAUCCUCAGGAAUUGGUCUCUGGACAGCUAUUCACUGCUUCAAGCGAGGCGCCAAUGUGACGAUUGUAGCUAGGAACAUGCAAAUUUUAGCUAAAGCUAAAGAGGUGAUUGAAAAGAGCAGGGUAAAUGAUGAGCAGAAAAUCCACAUCAAGUCGCUCGAUCUGGCCAACAGCUAUGAAGUCGUUGAGGCUGGUAUGAAGGAAAUUGAGGAUGAGAUGAAGCUACCUAUCUAUAUGCUCGUCAACUGUGCCGGAUUGGCUGUUUGUGGCUUAGUGGAAGAAGUCAGCGUGCAGGAUGCAAAAUUCAUGAUGGAUGUCAACUACUACGGCACCUACUACCCCACACGAUAUGUCUUGCCGAAGAUGAAAGCAGCUGGACAAGGAAUCAUCGUCAUUACAUCAUCUCAGGCGGCACUUCUUGGUAUCUACGGAUAUGGCCCCUAUGCAGCCACUAAGUUUGCCCUCCGUGGUUUAGCUGAAACUAUCCACAUGGAAGCAAGUCAAGCUGGAGUUGAUGUUACUCUGGCACUGCCAUGUGACACCGACACCCCUGGAUUUGAGCGUGAAGAGAAGACAAAACCACAGGAGACAAAAUUAAUUUCAUCAUCCGGAGGACUCGUACAACCAUCCGUCGUGGCAGAACGUCUCGUGGAUGAUGCCCUUACCGGAUCAUUUUUCUCCGUUUACGGCCUCGAGAGUUGGAUCCUCUCAAUCCUUUGCGUAGGCAUGGCUCCGUGGUCAGGUUUCUAUCUCAAUAUGCUACAGAUUGUUCUUCUCUCACCCCUACGCCUUGUGAGCUUCUUCAUUCGCCGAAACUUCAACAGUAUUAUCCGUGAUUGCGCCAAAGCAAAACCCAAAAAAGAUUGAAAACCAUAUUAAGGACUAAAACCCAAAGAACGAUUAUAUUUCGUCAUUACAUAAUUUUUUUUCAUAAUAUACAGAUUUAUAGUUUAAAAAACAAUUUUUAAUGUAUUUCCUAGAUGUGAAUAAACUGCUAUGUGCCUACUUAA